Rhizoctonia solani is the source of this 597-nucleotide messenger RNA. RefSeq names its product glutathione S-transferase. Gene Ontology annotation, cellular component: cytoplasm. Gene Ontology annotation, molecular function: glutathione transferase activity; glutathione binding. NCBI's taxonomy places the organism in Eukaryota, Fungi, Basidiomycota, Agaricomycetes, Cantharellales, Ceratobasidiaceae. The transcript is spliced from 4 exons. Bases 1 to 597 code for a protein of 198 amino acids. The record is from RefSeq and is a predicted model, not a curated record.
AUGAUAACAUGUGACGAACUGGGAAUCAAAUAUGAGCUCAUCGUGGUUGACCUUACAAAAGACGAGCAAAAAGCACCUGACUUUGUCGAGACAAUGCAUCCUUUUGCUGCUGUCCCCGUAUUCGUGGACGAGGAUGGCACCCAGCUUUUUGAGUCUCGGGCUAUAUGCCGCUACCUUGUAGCAAAAUACGGACGAGACUCAGGGUUGGUUCCCGAUCCACACGACCUGAAAGAGACUGCAUUGUUUGAGCAAGCCGCAAGUAUCGAGUAUUCGACAUUUGACCCUCACGCUCGAGCUCUCACAUUCCAGCGUGUUUUUGCAAAGUUGCUCGGCAUAGAGCCGGAUGAAGCAGUUGCCCAAAAAUCCAUCAAUGCGCUGAACUCCAAAAUGGAAGGGUAUGAAAGAAUUUUGUCCAAGCAGAGAUAUCUUGCAGGCGACAACUAUACACUCGCAGACUUGCUCCAUGUUGGCUAUGGAAAAUAUGUCUACGAUGUCCACCCCGAAAUAUUUUACUCCAAGCCUAAUGUGAAGAGAUGGUGGGAUGAUAUUACUUCCCGGGAGACUUGUGCAGCAUGGAAUGCGUUCCGGCUGGACUAA